Messenger RNA from Hibiscus syriacus, 618 nucleotides. RefSeq names its product zinc finger MYM-type protein 1-like. The coding region runs from base 1 to 618 and encodes 205 amino acids. The record is from RefSeq and is a predicted model, not a curated record. Lineage: Eukaryota; Viridiplantae; Streptophyta; Magnoliopsida; Malvales; Malvaceae. The transcript has 3 exons.
AUGUUACCGUUUCGUGGUCAUGAUGAGUCGGAUGACACCAUUUCCAGAGGGCUUUUCAUUGAAACAUUAUCUUUGAUUAGAGAACACAAUGAGAAUGACGAGUCUAGUGAUGUAUCUAAAAAGGAGAAAAUGGCUAUGGUUUUGAGAUAUGUUGAUAGACUUGGAGUUGUUAAGGAGAGAUUUAUUGGAGUUGUUCACGUGACAGAUACAUCUUCUUUGACUCUUAAAGCUACCAUUGAUUUUGUAUUUACUGAAAAUAAAUUAAGCAUGACUCAGGUAAGAGGGCAAGGUUAUGAUGGAGCAAGUAAUAUGUGUGGUGAGUUUAACGGUUUGAAAGCGUUUAUCUUAAGAGAUAAUAAGUCAACAUAUUAUGUACAUUGUUUUGCUCACCAACUUCAAUUAGUGAUGGUGGUGGUUGCAAAGAAUCAUGAUGGUACUCAUGACUUCUUUGAGCAACUAGAUUUGGUGGUUAAUGUGGUUUGUGUGGUUUGUGCUUCCUGCAAAAGAAAGGAUAUCAUACGAGAGAGCUACAAAAAGAGAUUGCAAACGAAAAUUGGUAUUGGUGAAACUGAAACUGGAAGAGGGUUGAAUCAAGAGCUUUCUCUAAUUCGAGCAUGA